GUCCGUGAAAGUUGUUGAAUGAAGGGAAUCUUGUUAUCGGCGACGAAGAAGUUGUCGGCCUCCGACAGAUGUUCACGGAGAAAACUGUAGGCAGAAGAAAAACAAACACAAAAACCAAAUAAAUGUAAUGAGAACACGGGAAAAAUUGCUCACGUUCUGACCAAUAGGAAUUUCACAAAAAUCAAAAAAUUUACGGACCUGCUGCACGAGACAAUGUAUUCUGCUAAGCCUCGCUCCGUGAUUGGUCGACCGUUAUUGAAUAUUCAUGUUCAACUGAGUUUCGUCCGGAAGGCCAACAUGGCUCCCUCGAAAGAUGCGGAGGUGCGAAAAAAAUUGCUGGAAAACCUCAAGAAAGAGGUCAAACAGCUAAUGGAAGAAGCUGUCACUCGCAAGUUUAUCCAUGCAGACAGCUCAAGUAUAACCUCCCUUUGCGGGGCAGUAGAGGCUGGAAUUGCACAUGGCUUGAAGAAAAGAGCUGCUGGUCUUCUUCCUCCUCAGGACACACAGUCUCUUCUGCUGAAACUCGCACGACUAUCAGAGCCUGCUGCUGAACUGAUUAAGAAACUCUCAGGAGAAGAUGAAAGAAGCAAAGAUAGAAGCAGAAACUUGUCACCAGGACCUGUUGAAAGCCCAAUACUGAAGAUGAAAUUUAACUUCUCAGCUUUGAACAGCAGUAAUAAAAAGCUUAAUGGUUAUAACAUUACUGGACACUGUGGCAAGUUUCUAUGGAUCAGAAUAGCUCUGUUAGAAAAGCUGCUUAGAAAGAUUGUUGAGGAUCUUCAAACUAAUGCAAGCCAAUUUUAUGAACCUGAAGCACUCUUAAGUGAUCCAGCAGAUGGCCGAAUAUUUAUUGAACUUUUAGAUGGUCCAUGUGCAUUGGAUUUCUCAAAGAUGAAAACUCCUGAUAGUUACUGGUCUGAUCCAACGGCAGAUGAACUUGUUCAAAGACAUAGAAUACACAGUGGAUUGUUUCAGCAGACCCCUGCGACAACAACAUCUCAACGGCCACAGCUUGGAGCCACAAAAUCUUCUCAUGAUGAAAACUUAGCUGUGGCACCAUUGUUGGCCAGAGAACACAUAGAGUCACUGCAUCAGAACUCACAUGCGGCUCUUCUGUAUGGAAAGAACAAUGUGUAUCUUGAACCACAUGAUGAGGACCCUAUUGCAGGAUACCUAUCACUGCAUAAGAGCAAUGAAAGUAUGCUCCUCAAGUGGACACCCAACAAGUUGAUGAGUGGCUCAUGUGAACGAGAAAAAAGCCAAUUUUGGGAUUAUGCUCUCACAGUCAACUUACAUGACGUUGUCUAUAUUCACUGUCAUCAGCAUGGUUUAUAUGGAGUGGUUAUUCUGAUUGGACAAGAUGGAGUUCAGCGUCCACCAAUCCGCUUCCCAACAACAGGGUCUUUAUUGUCAUUCUUAAACUGCCUUGAGAAUGGUCUCCACCCUCAUGGUGAAUUGGACCCUCCUUUGUUUAACCCGCGUUCUAAAGGGCUUGCCCUGCCACGCCUCAAGAGACCAGCUUCGGGUGAUAACUUACCCCUGAUGCCAUUUUCAAAAGGGGAUAAUGCAAAUCAAGACUAUGUGUUUAGAUUGGUUUCUGGAACAAAGCCAGAGGAUGUGGUAUCCAAGGAAAUGGAUCGGUGGUCUUCUCAAAAGUCUUUCAAGAGGCAGGGUGGGUUGCCAUGGAGACGACAGGACUUAAGCUCACGUCUACAAUCCAGCUUCAAACGAAACCAGAAACAAUCUUCACCUCACACAAUGGAGUGCCUGAGUAGUGCAUGUGAAACGAUGAGAAGACAAAUUACUCUACGAGCCUUUAAUGGAUGGCUGUCAUACGUGCGUCACCUUAAGACAGUGAGAACACACUUGUUAUGGCUAGUUCAUCACAGCAAAAUCAGUUCAGAAGAGAACGGACUCGAUUAUACACAGGGCCUCACAGAGGAAGUGUGGAGAAACAUGUACAACAAAGGACAGAUUAAAGAUGAAGAUACUGUGAAGAAGUAUGUUUACUUUGGAGGAAUAGAACACUCCAUAAGAAGUGAGGUGUGGCCAUAUUUACUUGGACACUACAAGUUUGGAAGUACACCGGGAGAUCGACAAGCUACCGACAAAGCUGCCAAUGAGGAGUUUCGCUCUAUCAUGGAAGAGUGGAAAGACGUGGAGAGCGUCAUCCGACAACAGGAGAAGGACCGUGAAAUGGACGGUAUUUCAAUGGACAGUACUGGAAGUAGGGAUGAGGUUUAUGAACAGUUAGAAAUGAUCAGUAACGGGCUGGAAAAAUCCGAAAAUUUACACCAUCAGAGAGUCAGUAUUGAGGAACCUGAGAUUGAAGGACUCGAUGACGAUGGAAAGGCUAGACUCAUGAAUGGACAGCUUAUUAUUCCCAACAAAAAUGGCGACGAGGCCGAGAGUGGGUGUUGUAGUGAUUGCGGGGAGGAAAACGGCAAGUGGAUUACAAUGGCAAGAACUUGCCAGCGGUGUAGUAAGAGAUUUAAUUCUUCUGUGGAACUGAAUGGAAAUGGGACAGGUGACUUGCCAAACGGGCACGAUUCCACACACACCGAGGAGAGUAGUGAACAGGAAUCACAACGGACAGGUCACGAGAGAGACGACACUGAGGUACCAGUCCUUUGUAAACAGUGCAGCCAGGGAAGCACUGGGUCUAGAGCCUCCUGCCAGUACUCGACUGAACUCCUUGACGACUUCGAUUUAAAUCUUCAUCGAAUCGAGAAAGACGUGCUAAGAUGUGAUCGUAACUAUCCAUACUUCACACACGAGAACCUCAAUAAACUACGAAACGUCAUUAGUAGUUACGUGUGGAAGACGCUGGAUGUGGGUUAUGUUCAGGGCAUGUGUGACCUUGUGGCUCCUCUGCUUGUUAUCUUUGAUAGUGAGGCGGUAACCUACAGCUGUUUCGUGGAUCUCAUGCAAAGAAUGAACAACAACUUCCCGCAUGGCGGAGCAAUGGACACGCACUUUGCAAACAUGCGAUCAUUAAUUCAAAUUCUUGACCCAGAAAUGUUUGAGCAUCUUCAGCAGAAUGGUGACCUGACGCAUUUUUACUUCUGCUACAGAUGGUUUCUGCUUGACUUCAAGAGAGAGCUUCUCUAUGACGACGUGUUUGUGGUAUGGGAGUCUAUCUGGGCAGCGAGGCACUGUACUUCGGAACACUUCGUACUGUUUAUCGCUCUCGCACUGCUUCAGUUUUACAGAGAUAUCAUUUUGGAUAACAAAAUGGAUUUCACCGACAUCAUCAAGUUUUUCAAUGAAAUGGCGGAGCGUCAUGAUGCGAAGGCGGCGCUAAAGGUGGCGCGAGGCCUGGUGGCGAAAGUCCAAGAACUUAUCAAGAACCAGUAAAAUACUGCAUAAAUUAACCGCCAGUAAAUUAAUUAUCAAGGCCUCAGCUAUAAUAUGUCGCCUUGAUUACUCCAAGUAUUAUUUAACAAGCUUAGAGCUCUAAGUUAUUGAGAAUUUCCCUGGAGGAAGGACGACUUCUAACUAGGACAAAACUAUGGCAGAAAAUAUACAAGAUAACUAUUUAUCCCUGUACAUAGAAACAAACAAACAAACAAACAAACAAACAAACAAAAAAACA
Molecule: messenger RNA, 3595 nt
Organism: Orbicella faveolata
Lineage: Eukaryota; Metazoa; Cnidaria; Anthozoa; Scleractinia; Merulinidae
Product: small G protein signaling modulator 1-like
Biological process (GO): activation of GTPase activity
Molecular function (GO): GTPase activator activity
Source: RefSeq, a predicted model, not a curated record